Molecule: messenger RNA, 2634 nt
Organism: Pogonomyrmex barbatus (red harvester ant)
Lineage: Eukaryota; Metazoa; Arthropoda; Insecta; Hymenoptera; Formicidae
Product: ferric reductase 1
Cellular component (GO): membrane
Source: RefSeq, a predicted model, not a curated record
ACUUGCUCAUUGAAUAGCGUCAUUCGCCGAUAUACCAGCAAAUAACUACGGACCUGAGCUGGUCUCACGGCCGAGGGCCUUUCAACUCGGCCCGUAUUUCUCGUACAGUCUCUCGCAAGGUGUGGUUCUCGACGUUGUCGACGGAAGUAUGCCGCCGUGAGAUCAACAAGUGUCGCGCGAGAUCCACGUCCGAUCGGCGUACGAUCGAGCAAGCGCGUCUUCGCUGGCCUCCGCCUCGAGCCUCCCCGUGUGGCGCGUUUCAAAGCAGCGACAAAGUGCGCGUUUUUUUUUCAAAGCCCGAUCGCGAAUCAAAGAACACACGAUCCGGACCCGCUCGAUCGGAAGGACCCGCGUCCGCGGGACUACGGUAGCGCUGAAGGAUCACGAUCGAACGAUCGCGCGCUACGCGAUCUAAUGGGAAACGUCGUCGUUCCGACGUGGAUUGGAAAUUAGUGCGCGCGUGUUAUUGGACCGCGGGUGCCGGCACACGUGACCUCUUCACGAAUUUGUUUGGCGCGCGUGGUUACGUAGGUGGUGAAACGGUGGAGGAUCUGCAUCCGUGGCAGAGACGAAGAGCGAAAUGCCCAAGAGCUUGUUAUUUCUGGUCAUCGGCUUGCUCGUGAGGGUACUGGGCUUACCCAGUGGAGCACCGCCGGAGACAUGCUUGGAUCUGAAGCCGCGUCACCCUGGCAGCUCCUUGCAAUCGUCGUAUCCACCUUACCAGGUACUACCCGCAGGAGGACAAGGCAGGGUCCGUCUGAUCCUCGGGAGCCCCGAGGGUCUCGCAUAUGAGGGCUUCAUGAUUCUUGCUAGGGACGUUGACACCGGCGAAUACGUAGGGGAAUUCGCGAAUCUGCCCGAUUCUGCGAGAAUUGUGGAAUGCACUCAAGGCGUAAAGAAUGGCGUGACUCAUACAAAUACCAACAAGAAACACAAUCUUGAAUUCGAUUGGGAAAUUCCGGUUGAUUAUGAGGGUACCAUUAUCUUCAAUGCCACCUUUGCUCAAGAUUACAGCACGUAUUGGGUCGGCGUGGAAUCUCCUAAGGUUGUCAUCGAUAAGCGCUCUAUCAAACUGUUGACCCCAGCUACACCUAUCCCUACUUUCAGGACGACCACACCGCCCUACUACAGCCGUACCGUCAGUUAUGCGGCGAAGGAUGAGGUGGACCCGUUCUACGCGGGCUGCGACACCACGAAGAACUGCUUCGGCGCGCCCGGGGGUUGCAUAAAAACCAAGGACUGCCUCGCCGUGGUGGCCGUGAUCGUGCAGGGCGAGGAAUAUCAUUUCGAGAUGCAGGCACGGAGGGACGCCAAAUACGUUGCUGUCGGCCUGUCGGAUGAUAAGGAUAUGGGUGAAGACAGUGUAGUCGAGUGCACGAACGAGAAUGGCGAGAUUGCGUUACACACGUCUUGGAAUUCCGGAAGACGGAAUACGCGCUAUACGAUGCCGGAAGGCGCGGUUGAGCUGGAGAGUGCUGCGAUCAAAAAUGACGUGAUAUACUGCAAGUUUCGACGGGACAAACUCACCGUCUUUCAGGGACGUACAUAUGACCUUGUCAACACUCCGUACCACCUUUUACUGGCCGCCGGCGACGAUCUGAGACCAAAUGGCGUUGACUUUCACAAUCUCGUCUAUAUUGCGAGUACUUCGAAGAGGUUGGCCGAUGUCGGAGAAUGGCCGGCAGCCAGUGACUUACUGAUUCGCCUUCAUGGGGCACUUAUGCUGGCAUCGUGGGUCGGCACGGCCUCCAUCGGGAUUCUACUUGCGAGAUAUUAUAGACAGACCUGGGUCAACUCCCAGUUAUGUGGGAAGGAUCACUGGUUCGCUUGGCACAGGUUCUUUAUGGUGCUCACGUGGUCGAUGACGAUAGCCGCCUUCGUGAUAAUAUUCGUGGAAUUAGGCAGAUGGAGUAAAGCGACGAUACACGCUUCGGUCGGCUUGGCCACCACAAUUUUAUGCUUUAUCCAGCCCUUCAUGGCAGCUAUGAGACCACAUCCUGGUGCACCACGAAGAGCCCUCUUUAAUUGGGCUCACUGGUUCGUUGGUAACGUGGCAAAAAUAUGCUCUUUAAUUGCACUUUUCUUCGCGGUACGGUUGAACAAGGCUAAGCUUCCAGAUUGGGUCAUAUACAUCCUCACAGCAUAUGUGGCCUUCUAUGUUCUAACUCACCUCAUUCUCACAUUUUUGGGAUGUGUCUCUGACAGACAAGCUAGUCAGAGAGUGAAUUCAUUCCCAAUGAAAGACAUGCAUUCUCGUGGAUCAAUGGUGCAUCCGGACUCAAGACGAGACGCUCCCCACUCCGGCCUGCGGAAGUUCAUUUUUGGUGUGUACUUUGUGGUUAUCGUCGUGUUCACCGCAGUCCUCAUAGUGAUUACCGUGUUGGCACCUAUCGAAGAUACAUGGGCUACCUUCACCAACACUCUCACAAAUAAGGGCCGCUAAUCAACGCCAUAGAAAUAUUUGUUACCACCACAAUACUCGCACGGAAGAUUUUGACCGGAUGAGGAACAUCUAUCGUAGAUGACAAUGUGUAUUCCCGGAACGAUUUUCUGUAUGCAAAUUAAGGGAAGAAGAAUGUAUAAAUUUUUGUUCAUAUAAAGAUGCAAAUCGUAUCACAUAGCAAUAUGCAAAAA